CCUUCAUCCCACUUGCCCCCUCGUUAACAUAUUGCUUCUUUUCUGCCUUCGAUUCCUGGUUUUGUUUUAAUCUAGCUUGACCCCUUGUGCACUAGCGAUCCAGCCACCCAUGGCUUCCACCGUUGAAGUUGCAUCCUCCUUCAUCGAGGGUGCCCCGCCCGGAGAGCUCGCCGAUGUUGUCGCAGAUGUCAAAUCUUUGACCUCCGACGGACCGGACAUUCUUCCUUCCCUGGCCCCGGCCUUCGAGCGCUACAACGAGACACAGCUGGCGACCGUGAAGCUUCCGGGUGCUAGUCAGGAGGUCCUGAUCACCGAAUACAACAAGCUGGAGGGAAAUCGGUACUUUGACGUGGAAAGCCAGACCUCGUUUGAGGUGGACCAUGUCACCCAGGAAGCGUCCGCCGCGCAAUCAUAUGUUCUCGAGUCGCAGAACGCGGACUUGAUCAAAUCCCUCCUCAAGUCCCUUGGCGCACACGCCCGCGAACACUACCGCAAUUGCUCAUACGGUGUCUAUCCCAUCGAGAACGACAGCGCCGUUGCCAUUGUCCUCGUAGCCAACCGCUACUCCCCGAACAACUUCUGGAACGGUCGCUUCCGCUCGAUCUACACCGUCCCCGUUUCGUCUUCGUCGACCGAGAUCUCUGGUAAGAUCCAGGUGGAUGUGCACUACUACGAGGACGGCAAUGUGGCGCUCAACACAACCAAGCCGAUCAACCUGUCCGUGACGUCCUCGGAAGCUAGCGCCAUCAUGUCGCGCAUUGCGGGAGCGGAGCGCGACUACCAAGAAGAAUUGAACCGGGCUUUCGUACAGAUGGCGGAGGGAUCGUUCAAGGGGCUGCGCAGACAGUUGCCGAUCACUCGGCAAAAGGUCGAGUGGGAGAAGGUUGGCGGCUACCGCCUGGGACAGGACAUCUCUGGUGGAAAGGGACGGUAGUUUCACCGUGGACAUUGGAUUCGUGCAUGCAAGUGAGCCAGGUUUAUGUGUGCAGCAGACAGCAGGUAGUUCUAAUGGGUGCGUAAAUAGGUAGUUGGUAAGAUGCGCAGAAUGUAGAUAAGCGGGAUCCGCGAUCCCGAUUAGCCUUGCCUUGCAGACACCGUAUCGAGUAGCUCCAUCCGCUAACUGGAA
Messenger RNA from Aspergillus homomorphus CBS 101889, 1126 nucleotides. RefSeq names its product F-actin-capping protein subunit alpha. Gene Ontology annotation, cellular component: actin cortical patch; F-actin capping protein complex. Gene Ontology annotation, biological process: barbed-end actin filament capping; actin cytoskeleton organization. The transcript is spliced from 7 exons. Lineage: Eukaryota; Fungi; Ascomycota; Eurotiomycetes; Eurotiales; Aspergillaceae. The coding region runs from base 110 to 934 and encodes 274 amino acids. Gene Ontology annotation, molecular function: actin filament binding. The record is from RefSeq and is a predicted model, not a curated record.